UCCCCCAACGCGUUAUUAAGUCUCUGUGGAAGCUGAAGACUCACCCACUGUCACCCAUGGCUUCCUCCUCCUCCUCCUCCUCCUUCCCUCCCAAAAUGAAACUACAACAACUCCUUCUCUCCGCCGCUGUUUUCUUUUCUCUCCUCUCUCUCAUCGCCGCGGAAUCGUCAUCUCAGCCGCCGUACGCCUGCGACUCUUCCAACACUCUCCCAUUCUGCAGAACCUCUCUGUCGAUCAACUUAAGAGCCCGCGAUCUCGUCUCUCGUCUCACAUUGGACGAGAAGAUUCUGCAACUCGUCAACACCGCUCCGGCGAUCCCUCGCCUCGGUAUCCCCGCCUACGAGUGGUGGUCGGAGGCCCUCCACGGCGUCGCUCAUGUCGGUUAUGGCAUCCGCCUUAACGGCACCAUCUCCGCCGCCACCAGCUUCCCCCAGGUUAUCCUCACUGCUGCUUCCUUCGACGCCAACCUCUGGUACCAAAUCGGACAGGCGAUAGGAACAGAAGCGAGGGCGGUGUACAAUGCAGGGCAGGCGAAGGGGAUGACAUUUUGGGCGCCAAACAUAAACAUAUUCAGAGACCCAAGAUGGGGAAGAGGGCAAGAAACACCAGGAGAAGACCCAAUGAUGUCGGGGAAGUACUCAGUAGCAUACGUAAGAGGGAUUCAAGGGGAUAGCAUUGAAGGGGGGGCGCUCGGGAACCAGCUCAAAGCUUCAGCAUGCUGCAAACACUUCACUGCCUACGAUCUCGAACGGUGGGAAGGGAUGACUCGAUACGUGUUCGACGCCAAGGUGACGCCGCAGGACAUGGCGGACACGUAUCAGCCGCCAUUUGAGAGCUGCGUGGUGCAGGGGAAGGCGAGUGGGAUUAUGUGCUCUUACAAUAGGUUGAAUGGGGUGCCGACCUGUGCCGAUCAUCAUCUCUUGACUGUUACUGCAAGAAAUCAAUGGAAGUUUAAUGGGUACAUCGUGUCGGACUGUGAUGCGGUAUCCAUCAUUCAUGAUGCACAGAGUUACGCCAAGAUUCCAGAGGAUGCGGUGGCUGCUGUUCUUGCUGCUGGAAUGGACAUCAAUUGUGGUACGUACCUGAAGAACCACACGAAAUCUGCUGUGGAGAUGAAGAAAGUACCUAUUUCUGAUAUAGACAGAGCACUCAGCAACCUCUUUGCUAUUAGAAUGAGAUUGGGUUUGUUUGAUGGCAAUCCAACCAAGCUUCCUUACGGCCAAAUUGGUCCAAACGAUGUGUGCUCAAAGAAGCAUCAAAAGCUGGCUCUUCAAGCUGCAAGAGAGGGCAUUGUUCUUCUAAAGAACGAUGCCAAGCUUCUACCACUUUCCAAAUGGAAUACGCAUUCGCUUGCUGUUAUAGGCCAUAAUGCCGAUGCCCCGAUUGCGCUUCGAGGGAAUUAUGCUGGCAUUCCUUGCAAAACUGUUACCCCAUUACAGGGUUUGAAUAGCUAUGUCAAGAACACUGUUUACCACAAAGGCUGCAACUGGGCUAACUGUACUGAGGCUAGUGUGUAUCAGGCAGUGGAAGUAGCCAAAAGUGUGGAUUAUGUGGUGCUGGUUAUGGGGUUGGAUCAAACCCAAGAACGAGAAGACUUUGAUCGGUCGGAGUUGGUGCUACCAGGAAAGCAAGAAGAACUCAUUGCUGAAGUCGCCAAGGCUGCAAAACGACCAGUCAUUUUGGUGAUUCUCUCUGGAGGGCCAGUGGAUAUAUCUUCGGCUAAGUAUAAUGCGAAGAUAGGAAGCAUCCUGUGGGCUGGUUAUCCAGGACAAGCUGGUGGAACUGCCCUUGCAGAGAUCAUAUUUGGUGAUCACAACCCAGGAGGAAGAUUGCCAGUAACUUGGUAUCCACGUGAUUUCAUCAAAGUUCCAAUGACAGACAUGAGAAUGAGAGCAGACCCUUCAUCAGGCUACCCUGGCCGCACCUACCGCUUUUAUAAUGGACCAAAAGUCUACGAAUUUGGCUACGGACUCAGCUACUCCGACCAUCGCUAUGAAUUCACAUCUGUUACCGGAAGCAAACUGAACCUUAGACCUCCAACAGUCAGCCAGGCAGCCAUGAACUCUGACUCGGUCCGUUACCGGCUCGUCUCUGAGCUGGACGGGAAGUUCUGUGAGAGCAAUGCGGUGAAUGUGACUGUAGGAGUUAGAAACCAAGGGGGAAUGGGAGGUAAGCAUUCUGUACUGCUAUUCGUGAAGCCUACAAAACCCGAAAAUGGGAGUCCUGUGAAGCAAUUGGUGGGAUUCAAGAGGGUGGAGAUAAACGCAGGAGAUCGCAGCGAGGUCGAGUUCUUGGUAAACCCCUGCAAGCAUGUAAGUAAGGCCAAUGAAGAGGGGCUGAUGGUUAUAGAAGAAGGGUCUCAUUCAUUGGUUGUAGGAGAUGUGGAACAUCCUCUUGAUAUCUUUGUUUGAUAUCAGCUUGGAUUAGUAACACAAUACAUUGGAAUAUGACGCAUGGUUACAGUCAGUUCAUUUCAUAAACAGGAGAUAUGUCUGAAGUAACUCAAAUGGUGUGCUUGCUACCUACUACAACGGGAGUGCAGCUAUUAAGAAUGAAGCAGAGCUAUUUUCAUUGUGUGUGGCCAGAGAUAAAUAAACAAAUGUUGCUUUCCUGUCUUCAUGUAACCUUGUUUGCAACAUUGUAAUGGCUUGAAAAGCUUGAUUAAAGUAUAAUGGAUCUUUCUAAAGAGAUUUUUAUACUAAAA
Cucurbita moschata (crookneck pumpkin) is the source of this 2704-nucleotide messenger RNA. Its product is annotated as probable beta-D-xylosidase 7. Gene Ontology annotation, biological process: xylan catabolic process; arabinan catabolic process. The transcript is spliced from 6 exons. Gene Ontology annotation, molecular function: xylan 1,4-beta-xylosidase activity; alpha-L-arabinofuranosidase activity. NCBI's taxonomy places the organism in Eukaryota, Viridiplantae, Streptophyta, Magnoliopsida, Cucurbitales, Cucurbitaceae. Gene Ontology annotation, cellular component: plant-type cell wall. The record is from RefSeq and is a predicted model, not a curated record. Bases 57 to 2411 code for a protein of 784 amino acids.